GUUUCGAGCAACGGAGUAAAGUGGAACUUACCGAACGACUGGCCCUCUUCCAAAAAACCACCAGAUAUUGGCUACUUGCUCAUUAUAAAGGAGGAAAUCAUCUACCGAAUCCCAAUUAUACUGGAUAUCACACGCAUAGACGAGACCAAGAGGGAUAAAAACGAUCCCAAUGAACGAAGACUUUCCCUCCCCGCGACGAAUGAGAAUGAAAUUUGUGUCAUGAUGAAGACGUGCGCCGCUAAAAACCUGGAAGAUGCUCUGAAGGAGCUCUUUCAAUAUCGCGACUGGGUCAAAAUUCUUGCUGCUUCCCCACUUCCUGAUCAGGUUAGAAGAGGUGAGAUCUGCUGCGAAUUUUAA
This is a messenger RNA of Hydatigera taeniaeformis, 357 nucleotides long. Lineage: Eukaryota; Metazoa; Platyhelminthes; Cestoda; Cyclophyllidea; Taeniidae. The record is from the annotation of a GenBank genome assembly.